AUGAGUGGUGAUUUUGCUGUUCAGGAACAAACUAGGCUAAAAGAUCUGCUACUAGACCGUCAGGAAGCUUUGAAAGAACAAAGGAAGGUUUUAGAAAGUAUUAAUAAGCAAUCAGAUACACUAAAAAUUGGAGAUGACAUUGAUAACAUAAUUAACUCUAUAUUAAAUGAGGUGGGAUUAAAUGAAUCCAUCUUUACAGUUAGUGACACCCCCAUUUUAGCCACUAGCACUGGUUCUUUAAAGGAAUAUACUCCUACAUAUAGAAAGGGUUUACAACCAGCUAUAGCAAUUGUAGAUCUCAACAUAACUGAGGUCAGCAAAGAACACUUUGAGAAGAGCACACAAGCUGAUACCACUGAUAGCACCCCUUGCAACAUAUCUGGAUUAGCUACUGCAAAUACUUCCAAUAAAUCAUUUAAAAUAUCGAUUCCAGUAGCAAAUGUUAAUGAUACUUCUCUUAUUGAUAAUGAAGCUUUGGCAGCUACAACACCUAAUACAACAACUUCAGCUGUUAAAGUAUCAAGCUUUUUUGAUGAAUAUAAUGAGAAUAAAGGUGAAAUCUUGAAGAGUGGUGAAUUUAUAGAGUUCUUUAAUAAGACUUCACGUAUUAUAGAGAGAACUUUAGGAGAAAGUGCAAUUUUUGAUCCAUUUUUUGAUAUCAGAGUAGAUUCUACUGUCACAAGUCCAGAUAUUGCACUUGGAUCAUCUACAAGCACAAAUCCAGGAAAUAUAGAUAGUAUUACGAGUAAUGGGAUAUUUAAAAAUAGCCAGCUAUAUCACUGUGAAUUGUCGAUAAAUCGUCCUAUUAUGGAUAUUAAAAGUCAUUCAGCCUAUCCAGAAUACUUCAUAGUGGCCUAUGGGAGCAAAACAAAUCAACUAUUAAAUCCAUCAUCUACUUCAAAUCCUACAAUUUUGGACUAUGGUGGGUGUGCACUAUUAUGGUCUAUUUCAAUGCCAAGGAAGCCUGAGCUUGUAUUUAUAGCUUCUAGUGCAGUACUUAGAGUCUCAUUUAAUCCUUAUAAUCAACAUCGUUUUAUUGGAACUACAUACAAUGGAGAAAUCUUAAUUUGGGAUUCUCGCAGUGGAAAGAUACCUGUGCAAAAGACCAAUACAAUGAUUUCUAAUACAAACAAUAUGCAUUGUUUCCCUGUAUAUUCAAUGGAAUUACUUGGAAACAAAGGAGCUCAAAAUAUUGUAUCAAUAGAUGCAGACGGCAAAGUUUGUAGUUGGAACUUGACAAAUAUAAAUGAUCCCAUUGAAUCUUUCCAGUUAAAAAAGUCCAAUUCCAGAGAUAUUGCAAUAAAGUGUAUGACACUAUCUAAACUCAUUAAUCCAAACAAUAUCUACUGUGGUGCUGAAGAUGGAAAUAUAUAUCAAACCAUUAUAAAAACAAAUAAACCAGGAGUUAUUCAUAAUUCUGUUAAUGCUCAUAGUGGAUUUGUGACUUCUCUAGAUUAUCACCCAAUAUGUGACUGCUUUCUUAGUGCUUCUGCUGAUUGGACAGUUAAACUCUGGUCUCCCAACUCAAACACUACAGUAAUACAAAAUACAACCACAAGUUCUUCCUCUAUCACUCUUCUCUGUACCUUUGAAUCUAGCGAAAAUUAUGUGAUAGAUGUAGCUUGGCAUCCUAUUCACCCAGGUAUAUUUGCUGUUGUUGAUGCAGAUAACAAUUUAAUCAUAUAUGACUUAACCCAAGGAAACUGGCAAGCUCCCGUAUGUAAAAUUACUACUUCAAACAAUAAUUCAAACACCUCAUUAAAUAUUGCAAAUUCUAUUAAUUGGUCUAGUGAUGGAACAAGACUUUUUAUAGGUUAUACGAAUGGUGACUUAAUUAUGUGUAACACAGAUACGAAAAUCUAUCAGCCUAGUAGGAAUACAUGGAAUCUCUUUAAUGAGAGACUUGAGAGUUUCAAAUUUAAUAAUGGAGACACCAGCAAUUCUAGUCCCAACCUAAGCAAAUCAGAUAGAAUAAAUUCUACUGAGAAUAUGGAUGACACUAAUUAUGAUUAG
This is a messenger RNA of Cryptosporidium muris RN66, 2013 nucleotides long. RefSeq lists its product as uncharacterized. The record is from RefSeq and is a predicted model, not a curated record. Gene Ontology annotation, biological process: transport along microtubule. Gene Ontology annotation, cellular component: cytoplasmic dynein complex. The transcript has a single exon. Bases 1 to 2013 code for a protein of 670 amino acids. Lineage: Eukaryota; Apicomplexa; Conoidasida; Eucoccidiorida; Cryptosporidiidae. Gene Ontology annotation, molecular function: dynein light chain binding; dynein heavy chain binding.